Molecule: messenger RNA, 603 nt
Organism: Prorocentrum cordatum
Lineage: Eukaryota; Dinophyceae; Prorocentrales; Prorocentraceae
Source: the annotation of a GenBank genome assembly
AUGCCUGCGAGCAAGGCGUUCUGGGCGCGGCCCGCCCGCGCCGCGGGCCUGCAGGGCGCCGCGGACCUGCGAGGCGAGCCGGGCGAAGGCCUGGCCGAGCCGCCAGUGGUCUGCUUCUGCGGCACGCCGCUCGCGGUUGACGACGCCAUGUGCCGCAUGUGCCAUACGGUCCGCUCGGAGCUCGUGAGCUCAAUCAGGAGGCAGGAGGCGGGUGCUGGGCGCCCGAGGAGGAGCCCCCGCGGCGGCGGAGGAGCCCGCCUGGGCGCGGGGCUGCCCGGCACGGAGCUGCCCACGCUGCUGGGCAGGCGGGCGCCCGGCGGCAGGCCCGCGGCCUCGCCGAAGCUCGCCGCGGAGGGCACCCCGGGCGGGAGCUGCGGCAGCUCCGAGGACGCAGACAAGCCCAACGUGGCCCACUUCGAGGAGCUUCAGCCUGCGGCGUCUCCGUCUUUCGCCGCGGGUGCCUCUCCCAGACGCAGGCCUCCUUCGCUGGCGAGGCUGGACAGCGGGAGCUCCAUCUCGGCGCCGCGCGUCGGCAGCGAGGCCUCGGCGGUCCUGGGUGGGGCGUCGCCGGGGGCGGCGCCGCUGCAGCCCGGCGCGGCGCGG